AAGAGAAGAUUCACAACAAGAAUAUAUCAUCAUUACCACUUGAUUCAUUUUCAAGUAAUGCAGAAGUAAUUCAAGAAUCAUUCAUGUAUAGCAGGAAUGAAAAAGAACCAAGAAAUAUUGAACGUAAAGAAAUAGAAUCAUUUGUUGUUGAGAAACAAGAUCGAUUCGCUAAGCCUCAAUCUAGAAAAGAGUGCCCAUGGUACAAAAAAUUACCAGGCACGAGCAUAACGAUGGAUGCAUUUAAAUAUGGCAAAAUUCCACAUUGCACUGCCUACUUUUUGAGCCACUUCCAUUCGGAUCAUUAUGGUGGAUUAACGUCAAAGUGGUCUCAUGGACUAAUUUACUGCUCCACAGUUACUGGUAAUUUGGUGGUCCAACAAUUAAAAGUGGCACGUCAUUUUAUUCGCAAACUUCCCAUGAAUGAAGAAAAGGAAAACGGACAAAUCAAACGAUAUCUUCAUACCGGUGAUUUUCGCGCUUGUCCACGGCAAGUUCUUCAUUCAGCUAUUACACAACCUCAAAAUCCUGUAGUUGAUAUCUUAUAUCUUGACACUACCUAUUUAAAUCCACAAUAUUUUUUUCCUGCUCAGGAAAUAGUUAUCAAUGCUAUGAUUAAUUUAGUUUGUAAAGCGGUUAAGAGGGGUGAACUGAUUCAAAUGAAACAUAACAAUGGUAAUAACCGUCAAGGUAAAAAUAAACAGCUUCAAUCGAACCAAUCGCAACUUGCAUUGGAUAAAUGGGUUAAAAAAAUACCAGAAAUCCUUAAGCCUGAACAAUCGGAAAAUGAGACAAAAUCAAUGGACGCAGGAGAAUCUGAUUCUUAUAUGAAAGAAGAUAAUUUCAUUGAUGAUGAAAAUACUGAUAUCGAAGAAUUGAAAUUAAAGAAUAGUAAAAUUCUAGUUGUAGUUGGUACAUACUUAAUUGGCAAGGAGAAGGUCUUUUUUGGUAUUGCAAAGGCUCUCCAGACUAAGAUUUAUGUUACAUGUGAGAAACGAAAGAUGCUUAUGUGCCAGGAAAUUUCCGGCCUUGAAUCACUUUUGACGAACGAUCCACAUCAAGCAUAUGUACACGUUAUUCUUUGUGCAUAUCUUGAAAGUCUUCAACCAUCAUUUAAAUCUAUCAUGGCUUUUCGUCCAACUGGAUGGACUUAUAGACCAACGGAAGGACAAAGGUUUUCAACUUCUUCUACAACUGAAGAGAUCCUUAAUGCAUCCACUCCGUUCACUAUUGAUACUAUAAGACCCACAUAUUCCACACCAACAUGUCAGAUAUUCGGAGUGCCUUAUUCUGAACAUUCAAGUUUUAGAGAAUUGGCCGCUUUUAUAAUGUCAUUGAAUGUUAAACAAAUAAUACCGACAGUUAACAUUGGGUCUGAGAAAAGUCGGGAAAAUAUGAAUUAUUGGCUUGAUAGAUGGCAAAAUGAAAAGAAUAAGAAAGAAAUUAAAGUAGUGCCAUACGAUGUUGUGGAUCAUUGGUAG
Messenger RNA from Funneliformis mosseae, 1478 nucleotides. Lineage: Eukaryota; Fungi; Glomeromycota; Glomeromycetes; Glomerales; Glomeraceae. The record is from the annotation of a GenBank genome assembly.